AUGAUUCUUGGAGACUAUGUCCUUGCGGUCCUCGAAACAACAGGAAACGCCUUUGUCGUUGGAUGCUCGACGGCAUUUGCCAGCGGCAUGCUUAGGAGGAGAGACGAGCGUCCCUACUCCAGGCAGCCGCUGAGGAGUGGAGGGGAGUUAGCAAAGCAUGCCAUGCUUUACUCGACGCUGUACUACGGGCUGGGUGCUGCAAGGGCCUCUGGAUGGGUCAGGCUGCUGGGAUCGUCGUUCAUUGCGUCUUUCAUAUGUGGCGUACGGAAUGGAAGAGGCUUUGGGAUCAGGAGUGGAGUCGGUGGAAUGGCAAGCUCCGUUGCGCAGGAAAUCGUUAACAAAAUAAGGGGAGAUUAG
Encephalitozoon cuniculi GB-M1 is the source of this 357-nucleotide messenger RNA. RefSeq lists its product as uncharacterized. The record is from RefSeq and is marked provisional. Bases 1 to 357 code for a protein of 118 amino acids. Lineage: Eukaryota; Fungi; Microsporidia; Unikaryonidae. The transcript has a single exon.